Molecule: messenger RNA, 1323 nt
Organism: Boleophthalmus pectinirostris (great blue-spotted mudskipper)
Lineage: Eukaryota; Metazoa; Chordata; Actinopteri; Gobiiformes; Gobiidae
Product: histamine N-methyltransferase-like
Exons: 8
Coding region: 403-1290 (295 amino acids)
Molecular function (GO): N-methyltransferase activity
Source: RefSeq, a predicted model, not a curated record
UAUGCGCUGAGCUGAGCUGGAAGAAGCUGUUGGUGGAGUCGAUUACCUGUUUUAUGGAUUAUUGCGUGAAUGAAAAAAAACCUCUACUCCACUACUCCACAAUCCAUAUUCACCAACAAACCAGAAAUAAAAUCUUAAACUGGACUUCAUUUACGUGAAAGACAGAGAGUUACUAGAGUCAAUAUUUUUCAGUUUUGUGUUUUUACUAUAAAGACCACUUUCCUGACUGAUACAACUGCAUGUUCGCUGAGUGAAACAUUUUUUUUUUUAAUUUAUUGAAUAUUUUACCAGACUCGAAUAGCUUUGGGUGAAAAUCAGCUCUUCCACAAUGUUCAUGGCUGGAAAAAGGCGUCUUUGUUAGAGGGCAGCUCCUCUCUUCUUCUUCUUGUCCGUCAGUGCAUCAUGGCGUCUACUCCUCGUCCUACUCCUACUCCUUACGACACUGACAAGUACCCGAAGACUCUGAAGGUUUUUCUGGAUCACUGUGGUCAACGCAGGUGUAAGAGCGCCUUCAUCCAGGACAUCCUACCCAACAUUCUCUCCAGCAUUGGCAACGGAAAGUCACAGUUAAAUGUCAUCGGAGUUGGAAGUGGAGCAGGUGACGUUGACGUGGAGAUGCUCACUCAGCUGCACCUGAAGCAUCCCUGGGCGCGGCUGGAUUAUGAGACAGUGGAGCCCAGCAGACAUCAGCUCCGUAAAUUCAGAGAGACGGUCAAUCAGAACUCCCAUUUUGAUUUCGUCAAGUUUACCUGGAAUGAGAUGACGGACACGGAGUUUGAGGAGCACUGGAAACAGAAGAACAUCACCAAGAAGGUCGACUUCAUCCACAUGGUCGAGAUGCUGUACUAUGUGAAGGAUCCUGAAGCCGCCAUCAACUUCUUUCACAGUCUCCUCGACAAGAACGGAAAGCUGCUCAUCAUCUUAGCGGACGAGGUGUGUUCUCAGGUGAGGGUUUCCAAAGUUGUCCAAGGUCAGCUGUGUCAGGAAUAUCAUCCUUCUUCAGCUUUGUCCAUAGAAGUGAUCAAGAGUCUGCUGGACGCCCGCGGGGUCGUCUAUGAGAGCUACCAGCUGCUGUCUACUGUGGACAUCACAGACUGUUUCACUGAAGGACAUGAGACCGGAGAACUGCUGCUGGACUUUCUCACUAAGGUGCAGGAUUUCAGUAAAAGAGCGUCUCCUGAGCUCAGACGGGAGGUGAUGACGGUGCUCAGAGACUGCAGCGUCGAGAAGGACGGACGAGUCAUGGCUAAUGACAGCCACAGUGUCUUAAUAAUAAAUGCAUUGGAUUAAAUUUGUAUGGGAAAAAUCAGUUUCUCUUGAAUA